Molecule: messenger RNA, 1774 nt
Organism: Lolium rigidum
Lineage: Eukaryota; Viridiplantae; Streptophyta; Magnoliopsida; Poales; Poaceae
Product: methyltransferase FGSG_00040
Exons: 1
Coding region: 1-1605 (534 amino acids)
Molecular function (GO): protein binding
Source: RefSeq, a predicted model, not a curated record
AUGGCCGCCGGAGCCCCAGACGGUCUCGACGACGAGUCGCUGCAGGAGCUGCGGAGCCAGGCGACGCGGCUGCUGCACAAGGAGGACUGGGCGGGGUACAUCGGCGUCUGCACCCGCAUCGUCGACGCCGCCGCCACGGACCGCCGGAUCCUCUGCUCCGCGCUCGCCCACCGCGCCGACGGCCGCGCGCGCCUCGGCGACUUCUCCGGCGCGCUCGCCGACUGCGACGCCGCGCUCGCGGCCGAUCCGGCCCACCCGGCCGCGCUGCUCGCCAAGGGCGCCGUGCUCCGCGGCCUCGGCCGGUACGCGCUCGCCGCCGACUGCUUCCGCGCUGCGCUCCCCGCGGGCAGCGGCGCAGACGAUGUGCGGGAGCUGCUCGAGCAGUGCAGGCGCCUGGACGCGCAGGCGAGGAGCGGGGCGGUGGAUUUGUCCGAUUGGGUGCUCGCGGGGUUCUCCGGCAAGUGCCCAGAUCUCGCGGAGCACGUCGGGCCUGUGGAGGUGCGCCGGUCCGCUCACGGCGGCCGAGGGGUCUUUGCUGUGAAGGGCGUCGACGCCGGGGGCACUCUGAUGAUCUCCAAGGCUGUGGCGAUAGAGAGAGGGGUAAUUCUGAACGCGGCCGAUGGGGGAGAGAAGAUGGUGGUCUGGAAGGACUUUGUAGACAAGGUGCUCGACGCCGCUGAGAAGUGCCCCAGGACAGCUUCUCUGAUCUAUACUCUUUCCACCGGCGAGGAGCAGCAGGAGGAGCUCGACGUCCCGGAUAUGGCAUUGUUCAAGCAAGAACCAGAGGAGCUUGGUGACGGCGUGCCGGAGACAGGGGGUCAAGAGGCUCUUGAUGUGGACAGGAUCAUGAAGGUGCUCGACGUGAAUUCCUUGACCGAGGACGCACCAUCAGCCAAUCUGCUUGGCAACAGUGGCAUCAUCAACUGCGGUGUGGGACUGUGGAUCUUGCCGUCGUUGAUAAACCAUUCCUGCCAUCCAAAUGCACGGCGCACCCAUGUCGGAGAUCAUACCGUUGUUCACGCCUCGAGGGACAUCAAGGCCGGGGAGGAGGUCACAUUUCCCUAUUUCGAGGUGCUCAUGCCGGUGGGGAAGCGCCGGGAGGCGGCAAGGGCGUGGGGGUUUGAAUGCCGGUGUGACCGAUGCCGGUUUGAAGACGAGGACACCGUUCUCAGGCAAGAACUCGUCAGAUCAGAGAAUGAGUUGGUUAAUGGAGGAGGGGACAUGGGAGCACUGGUGGUGCGGCUUGAGGACAAGAUGAGGAAGUCCAUGGUGAAGGAGAGGCGAAAGGCAUUCUUGCGAGCAUCCUUCUGGAGUGCGUACUCCGCCUUGUUCGAUAAUGGCAGGUUGCUGAGGAAGUGGGAGAGGAGGGUUCCUAGCGAGGCCGUCAUCGCAGUUAGCGUAGCCAGCGCGGUCGGCGGUUGUGAGAGUGUGCUGAAGGCAAUGCUGAGGGGUGCCAAUGAUGGCAAUAGUUGCGGCAAUCGGCUAGAGGUUGAGGACAAGGUGGUGAGGAUUGGGAGGGCCACCUAUGGCAAGGUAGUGAAAAGGCAGGCAAUGAGGGCUCUCUUCAGACUUAGAUUGGAGGGGGACAACAGCAAAAGCUUCUAGAUAUUUAUUCUUGCUUCUAUUCUUCAUUCCUCAGUUCAGAUAGGUUUAUGUUGAAGCAAAUGCUCUUGUUUGCACAAUGUUUUGUUUCGAAUCAAGAUCAUACAUGAGAGCUCUAUUUGUAUGCUCUAUUGGUCUUGGUUUUGGGUAAUUCAUUCAGUGUUUGACCUGA